Molecule: messenger RNA, 771 nt
Organism: Daldinia childiae
Lineage: Eukaryota; Fungi; Ascomycota; Sordariomycetes; Xylariales; Hypoxylaceae
Product: 40S ribosomal protein S1
Exons: 5
Coding region: 1-771 (256 amino acids)
Biological process (GO): translation
Cellular component (GO): ribosome; cytosol
Molecular function (GO): structural constituent of ribosome
Source: RefSeq, a predicted model, not a curated record
AUGGCGGUUGGAAAGAACAAGAGAUUGUCCAAGGGAAAGAAGGGCCUGAAGAAGAAGGCUCAGGACCCUUUCGCACGAAAGGAUUGGUACUCCAUCAAGGCCCCUGCUCCUUUCAACAUCCGAGAUGUUGGUAAGACCCUCGUGAACCGAACCACCGGUCUUAAGAACGCGAACGAUGCCCUCAAGGGCCGAAUCUUCGAGGUUUCCCUAGCCGACCUACAGAAGGAUGAGGACCACGCAUUCCGAAAGGUCAAGCUACGCGUCGAUGAGGUCCAGGGCAAGAACUGCCUAACCAACUUCCACGGUCUUGACUUCACCUCCGACAAGUUACGAUCCCUCGUACGAAAAUGGCAAAGUCUGAUCGAGGCCAACGUCACGGUCAAGACUACCGAUGAGUACCUCCUACGUCUCUUCGCCAUUGCCUUCACCAAGCGACGGCCCAACCAGAUCAAGAAAACCACCUAUGCUGCUUCAUCUCAGAUCCGUGCCAUCCGAAAGAAGAUGGUCGAGAUCAUCCAGCGAGAGGCUGCCACCUGCACUCUGCAACAACUGACCUCCAAGUUAAUCCCCGAGGUUAUCGGCCGUGAGAUUGAGAAGGCCACGCAAGGAAUCUACCCCCUCCAGAACGUCCACAUCCGCAAGGUCAAGCUCCUUAAGUCGCCCAAGUUCGACCUUGGUGCCCUGAUGAACCUGCACGGAGAGUCCACGACGAAUGAGGAGGGUCAGAAGGUUGAGCGGGAGUUCAAGGAACGGGUCCUUGAGGAGGUCUAA